AUGUCGCAGCCGCCUGCAGUUGCGAACCUGGACCCCGCGACGGGAGAAACCGGCAACAACGCAUCGCGCCCCCAACCCGCAGAUACAUCGUCAACCCCGGAAUACGGCCGGCCCAGGCGGACUACCGUGCAGAGCAAUGACAUUCAGGACAUUCUGCACCCGGGGAAUGUGAGGAUCAAUGUCCAGGGCGCCUUCAUCGUCGACGAGGAGCAGCCGGGAACACCACAGAGCGAAGACUACGAGCACGAUCCAAAGGACAUCAGGCUGCCGAACCACACAACCAUCGUGAGCCAUGUAGCUGUCGAUAUUGGAGGCUCUCUCGCAAAGCUCGUCUACUUUUCGCGCGAACCCGGUGACGACUCGAUUGGUGGCCGACUCAACUUCCUCAAGUUCGAGACGGACAAUAUAGGCGCCUGCAUCGAGUUCAUGCGCAAGCUGCAGGCCGAUCACAAACAAAACAAUGGUACCAUAUCAGAGGAGCUUUGCGUCAUGGCGACGGGUGGUGGUGCAUUCAAGUACUACGAUAGGAUAACGGAAGCGCUGGGUGUAGAGGUCAUUCGGGAAGACGAGAUGGAGUGCCUCAUUAUAGGGCUCGACUUCUUCAUCAACGAAAUACCGAACGAAGUAUUCACAUACAGCGAAGACAACCCCGUAACUUUUAUGCCGCAUCCACCAAGUCCACCAAACAUCUACCCCUAUCUCCUCGUCAACAUCGGAUCCGGUGUCUCUAUGAUCAAAGUCUCUGGUCCCCGACAGUUUGAGCGUAUUGGCGGUACAUCGUUAGGAGGUGGAACACUCUGGGGUCUUCUGUCACUGCUUACGGGCGCACGAAGCUUUGAAGACAUGCUACGGCUUGCAGAGAAUGGCGAUAAUUCUACCGUCGACUUGCUCGUUGGCGACAUCUACGGACAAGCGUACAACAAGAUUGGCCUGAAGAGCACACAUAUCGCAUCUUCGUUUGGUAAAGUGUACAAGCAGAAGCGCGCAGCAGAGCGCGAUGCAGAGGAUGGCUGCAACGGCGACCUGAAGUUGCGCGAAGAGGCAGAGCACGUCGAGGGAGCAUCGGAAAUACCGCAUGGACCCGGUUCAUUCCGACCAGAAGACAUUUCAAGAUCCCUUCUCUAUGCCGUGUCCAACAACAUUGGCCAGAUCGCAUAUCUACACGCCGAAAAACAUGGUCUACCACGAAUAUACUUCGGGGGCUCAUUUAUCGGCGGGCAUGCACAAACGAUGAACACCUUAUCCUACGCCAUCCGUUUCUGGUCCAAGGGAAAUAAGCAGGCUUACUUCCUCCGCCACGAGGGCUACUUGGGCAGUGUAGGCGCGUUCUUGAAGAGGCAGCCACGGAACUGGGGGAGGAGAGAGAGUUUUGUGGGCUCGAGGGACAGCGUUUGA
This is a messenger RNA of Cucurbitaria berberidis CBS 394.84, 1395 nucleotides long. Its product is annotated as fumble-domain-containing protein. Gene Ontology annotation, biological process: coenzyme A biosynthetic process. Bases 1 to 1395 code for a protein of 464 amino acids. NCBI's taxonomy places the organism in Eukaryota, Fungi, Ascomycota, Dothideomycetes, Pleosporales, Cucurbitariaceae. Gene Ontology annotation, cellular component: cytosol; nucleus. The transcript is spliced from 3 exons. Gene Ontology annotation, molecular function: ATP binding; pantothenate kinase activity. The record is from RefSeq and is a predicted model, not a curated record.